AUAAUUGCCUUCCGAAGGAGUGGCUGAAGUGUUUCGACAUCACUAUACCGGCGUGAAACAUAUAGAAGCUAAAGCUACUAGAUGUUGGUUUGCCGCUGCAUCCAGGCAGUGGGGAUUUGUAAUUAUUAAAGGGAACACUCGUCAAUCCCCAUACUAAAGUAAAGCUCCGCGGUUCCAACAUGGCUUACUACGACUAUGUCUCCAAAGAGCAACUGGCGGGCUUCGACAAAUACAAGUACAGCGCAGUCGACUCCAACCCCCUGUCCGUCUACGUCAUGCACCCCUUCUGGAACUCUGUCGUCAAGGUCUUGCCGACAUGGCUGGCUCCAAACCUCAUUACCUUCACAGGAUUCAUGUUCCUGGUUCUUAACUUCCUCAUGCUGGCCUUCUACGACUAUGACUUCAUUGCUUCUGCUCACGAACACGUCCACGUGCCCAGCUGGGUGUGGUUUGCUGCCGGUCUCUUCAACUUCUUGGCCUACACACUUGACGGCGUGGACGGCAAGCAGGCGCGCCGCACCAACUCCUCCACGCCCCUAGGGGAGCUGUUCGACCACGGCCUGGACAGCUGGGCCUGCAUCUUCUUCGUGACCACCGUGUACUCCAUCUUCGGCCGCGGCGAGACGGGCGUGAGCGUGGCCACACUCUACUACAUCCUGUGGGUGGUGCUGUUCUCCUUCAUCCUCUCCCACUGGGAGAAGUACAACACGGGCAUCCUGUUCCUGCCCUGGGGCUACGACGCCAGCCAAGUGACCAUCUCCAUCGUCUACAUCGUCACCGCCGUGGUCGGUGUGGAAACGUGGUACAAGCCAAUACUGUGGCACUUCCACUACAGGGACAUGUUCUCCAUCAUGAUCGUAGCCUGUUCCUUCACUGUGACCCUGCCCAUGAGCCUGUACAACGUUCUAAAGGCCCACCGCAACAACACGCUGAAGCACAGCAACCUGUACGAGGCCUUCCUGCCCUUCCUCUCCCCCGUGCUGCUGUUUGUCCUCUCCACCGUCUGGGUGGUGUUCUCCCCCUCCCAGAUCCUGGAGCUGCAGCCCCGCGUCUACUACCUCAUGGUGGGGACGGCCUUCGCCAACGUCACCUGUAAGCUGAUCGUGUGUCAGAUGAGCAACACGAGGUGCCACGCCCUCUGCUGGCUGCUGCUGCCCAUGACGGGGGUGGUGGGGCUGGCCGUCACCGGGACGGUGACCGACGAGACCAUGCUGCUGUACUGCUGGACGGCCGUGGUCAUCCUGGCACACAUACACUACGGCGUGUCGGUGGUCAACCAGCUGAGUGACCACUUCAACAUCUUCGCCUUCUCGUUGAAAAAGCCCAACAGCGACUGACAGGAGGAGGAGCGAAUCGGCCUGAAGGAAGCAGUGGUCUAAGUUCCUCUUCUCAGUGACGAAAACCGACACUUCACUCUCUUUAUCACCACAGAAACCACAUCCUCCCCUCUCCUCUAGCCACAAGGACUACCCUGCAAGUGGAGCGAACUGGGCCCCAGUCUCCUCCCCCUUCUCUCCCCUCUCCCCCAGCCAUUAACCCCCGCCCCAAUCCCAAUACUGAGAACAGUUCUAACCAAUCGGACACCGGGGCGAGGAGCUCUGCCCUCAUGUCAUUGGUGAAGCAUUGGCUAGAUUGGACGAGGGCAAUGAGGUGCACUUGUUUCCUACGGAAAUGUGCUUCAGUCGUAAGGACGGAAGCCCUGACCAGACACAACACAUAGAUGCACACACGCUACCACGCCCACCCCACUCACACACGCUCUGCAUCCAUAACUUAAACAUUCAAAGAAUAUAUCGCGAUCCGCCUCCGUGCAGAUUGUCCUUUUUAUUUUCCGAAAGCCCACACGCAGGGCACAUUCAAAGACACGCAGAAGGAAUACCAGUAUAUUGUCCGACAUUGGAAACCCACUUUAGUAUUACGAAUGUAUAUGAUCGCCUUUUUCGUCGAAACUCCAUUUCAGUUUAUUUUCGUUUCGCCGAAGGGCGCCGUUUCAGCCCUCUUAAUUCAUCGCCGGACAUAUAGAUGUGGAUCGAGCAGCUUAAAAAGGACACGGCGGGCCUUAAAUUCAAAUGUUUCACAGACUGCCAGCGUCCAUAAUGACGCGGCGCUAAUGAACGAACCGCGUUUCGCUCCCGCUCAGAAGUAUUUGCUGUCAUGCGUUCAUGACAGCUCCCCCUCCCUGCGUUGCUAUGGGUUCUCUCUCUAGUUUAAUUUGAUGGCCCAAUUAAAAAUGAGUUGCAGAGCUGUUUACUUUGGCACGGCCAAUCAAGUUUACCAUUAAUUUAGACCUAUUUAUUUGUUUCUUUUUACCUGAAAUAUAUGCGUGUAUGUGUGUACUUGUAUGUAUGUUUGUAUACAUACACACAUACCCAUAACUGACUCGCUGUUGUUUGACACAGGAGUUGGGGGGACUUUUAAAAUAUAUAUUUAAUUUAUUAUAAAAAAUAUGAUUUGAUUCUUUGGUCUUGUGUCGAGAAGCAAGAAGACGGCUCUGUAACUCUACUUCUAGCGUGCGGUUGGAUACAUAUAGUUCAUGGCACUACCAGGUGAUCUAUCUGUGUUUUUUGUUGCCCGGCUGGCAGUUUGUCAUCCCAUUGUGGAUGUAGGUGAUAUUUGGCCAUGCCUUGUCCUUUAAAAUAAAGAAGAAUAAAAGUCAUCUUUUAUAAACAUCUAAUCUACGAAGCGAGAAUCUUUCAAAACGGUUGUAUCUAGCAAAUAUUAAACAAUAUAAAUGUAUAUCUCUAUGCCAUUAUAUAAAUUGUUGGGGCGUUCCUUAUUUUUCAAAACGAAAGAAAUCCAGAAAAUGUUUAGGAAGAAAUUUAAUGAGUUAUAGGACCGCUGUAUAAAUAUUAUAGGAUUAAUUUUUAGGUUAAGGCAAGUUUUUACAGCUUGUCGGUACAAAGUAUGCAGUUUGUGAAGAUGAGUUAGCAAUAUGCUAACAAAAGCUAUUGGGGGGGGGGGGGGGGGGGGGGG
Messenger RNA from Gadus macrocephalus (Pacific cod), 2973 nucleotides. It is a transcript of the gene selenoi, whose product is annotated as selenoprotein I. Gene Ontology annotation, cellular component: Golgi apparatus; endoplasmic reticulum membrane. The record is from RefSeq and is a predicted model, not a curated record. NCBI's taxonomy places the organism in Eukaryota, Metazoa, Chordata, Actinopteri, Gadiformes, Gadidae. Gene Ontology annotation, biological process: phosphatidylethanolamine biosynthetic process. The transcript has 10 exons. Gene Ontology annotation, molecular function: ethanolaminephosphotransferase activity.